This is a messenger RNA of Zingiber officinale, 1077 nucleotides long. RefSeq lists its product as uncharacterized. The transcript has 5 exons. Bases 1 to 1077 code for a protein of 358 amino acids. The record is from RefSeq and is a predicted model, not a curated record. Lineage: Eukaryota; Viridiplantae; Streptophyta; Magnoliopsida; Zingiberales; Zingiberaceae.
AUGCCGUUCGGACUGAAGAAUGUCAGAGUCACCUACGAGAGGCUGAUGAACAAGUAUAUCAAUAAGACUUGCCGGACGCUGAGGACAUAUGGAAUAAAGCUGAACCCAAGCAAGUGUCUGUUCAACACGAAGAGUGGCCACUUCCUGGGCUACAUAGUCACCGAGCGAGGCAUCGAAGCCAAUCCGAGCAAGUGGGAUGCCGAGUGUGACCGGGCAUUGGAAGAACUCAAAGAAUAUCUAAAUUCCUUGCCUAUAUUAGCCAAGCCAAUUGUUGGUGAGUCACUCUGGAUCUACUUGUCAUUCAAUGAGCAUGUGGUCGAGUUGGCUCUAGUUAGGCAGAACGACCAAGAGCAGCAGCCUGUAUAUUUUUUGAGCCAUAUAUUAAAGGAUACUGAGUCCCGCUACACUGAUCUUGAAAAGUUGGCUUAUGCAUUAGUACUCGCUGCGUGGAGACUUCGCCCGUACUUCCUAGCGCACUCAAUAAUUGUGAUGACUAACAGCACUUUGGAAAGAGUCCUCCUCAAUCCGGAGGCAUCCAGAUGGCUGAUUAAGUGGACGACAAAACUUAGUAAGUUCGACAUUCAGUAUCAACCUCGAGCAACGAUCAAGGCUCAAGCCUUGGGCAGUGGAAUCAACAUAUUGCUUAUCUCACCGCGGGAGGACUGGAUGCAGCUGUCCGUUCGGUUGAACUAUCGAGUCACUAAUAACGAAGCAGAGUAUGAGGCGCUGAUAGCUGGCCUAUAUCUAAGGCUCUAUGCAAAGGCUUUCGAGAAGCUAAAGACCAACUUCCAGGAGGUUAUUAUACAGAAGAUCCCCCGAUCGGAGAACCAGGAGGUGGAUGAGUUAGCGAAACUAGCCAGUUCAUUGACGCCGAUCAUCAUAGGUCAGCCGAUUGAGCAGGUCUCACUUGUGGCGCACAUCGACUGGAUGGAGGGAAUAACUUUCCCGAACGAUUGGAGAAUAUCCCUGACAGAGUUCUUGCAGUCAGGAGCUGCACCUUCCGAUCCGGAAGAAGCUCGCUUGCUGAAGAAGAGGGUCGGAUGGUUCACCUUGGUGGGGGACCAACUUUACAAGUAG